AUGUCAAGGGAAAGGACAAUAUUGAAAAACGGAGCCAGGGUGGAAUACAACCCAGAGGUUCUAUUGGACUAUUUAAAAGCACUCGCAACGGGAUUAGAUUCAACAUUCAUUAAGAUAAACGAGCUGGUUGAGAAGGUUACCAUGGGGGUAUGUGAUGACAUGACCACGCACGAGCUAGGGAUACUUGUGGCGGAAACAGCAGCUGAUAUGACAACCAAUCAUCCGCACUACUCUAUGCUCGCGGGAAGAAUAGAGGCAUCCCUUCUCCAGAAAAGCACGCCAAAAAAGUUUUCAGAGGCAAUGAAGCUUCUGUUUAACGCAGUGCUUGCGGGGACAGAUGUGAAGACAGAAGUGAUAUCGCCAGAGAUCAUGGCCCUCCUGGAAAAGCAUGGCGAUAGGCUGGACGCUGCAAUUGUGAACGAGAGAGACUUUGAGUUCUCAUACUUUGGAGUUAAGACUCUGAAGAGGUCCUAUCUUCUGAAAGCCAACGGAGCUAUAGUGGAGAGGCCGCAGUACAUGUGGAUGCGUGUGAGCCUGGGGAUCCACAGAGAGGACAUCGACGCAGCCAUACACACGUACGAGCUUAUGUCAACAAAGCACUUUAUACACGCCACGCCCACGCUGUUUAACAGCGGAACCAGAGCCCCGCAGCUGUCGAGCUGCUUCCUCCUGGCAAUGCAGAGCGACUCCAUUGAGGGAAUAUACAACACGCUCAAACAGUGCGCGCUGAUUUCGAAGAGCGCAGGCGGAAUCGGAGUGAACAUCCACAAUAUAAGGGCCAGCGGAUCGUACAUUAAGGGCACGUUUGGGCACUCGAAUGGAAUAGUGCCUAUGCUGAGAGUGUUUGACGCCACUUCAAAGUACGUUGACCAGGGCGGAAACAAGCGCCCAGGAUCGAUCGUUGUGUACUUGGAGCCGUGGCACAUGGACGUGUUUGACUUCCUGGACCUGAGAAAGAACACAGGGAAGGAGGAGAUGCGAACCAGGAACCUUUUCUUGGGCUUGUGGGUGCCCGACCUGUUCAUGAAGAGAGUCGAGGAGGACGGACAGUGGUCGCUUUUCUGCCCAAACAUCGCGAAGGGCCUGCACGAAGUGUACGGGGAGGAGUUUGAAGAGCUCUACGCUAAGUACGAGAGCGACCCGGAGAUGGAGAAGAAGGUUGUGCCUGCAAGAAAGCUCUGGAAGGCCAUUCUCGAAGCAGAGAUUGAGACAGGAGUGCCCUACAUCCUGUACAAAGACAGCUGCAACAAGAAGAGCAACCAGAAGAACCUGGGGACUAUUAAGGGCAGUAACCUGUGCGCAGAAAUAGUGGAGUACACAGACCAGAAUGAAAUCGCCGUCUGCAACCUCGCUUCUCUCGCCCUGCCAACAUACCUGGAGAAGGGCGUGUUUAACUUUGGAAAGCUUAAGGAGGUCGCAAAAACAAUCACCAGAAACCUAAAUAAGGCCAUCGAUGUUAACAGAUACCCGCUGGAAGAGGCAAAGACCUCUAACUUUAAGCACAGGCCUAUAGGAAUGGGGGUGCAGGGCCUCGCAGACGUAUACAUACUUAUGGGGUAUCCGUUUGAAAGCCCAGAGGCAGCAGAGCUGAACAAAAAGAUCUUCGAAACCAUAUACUUCGGAGCCCUUGAGGCGUCUAACGAGCUUGCUAAGGAGUUUGGCCCGUACGAGUCGUACCAGGGAAGCCCAGUCAGCCAGGGAGUUCUGCAGUACGACAUGUGGGGCGUGCAGCCGUCUGACAUGUGGGACUGGAAGGGCCUUAAGGAGAAGAUUGCCGCGCACGGAGUCAGAAACAGCCUGCUUGUGGCUUUGAUGCCAACCGCCUCAACCUCGCAGAUACUGGGAUUCAACGAGUGCUUUGAGGGAUUCACAAGCAACAUAUACACGAGAAGAACACUUUCCGGGGAGUUCCAGAUCGUAAACUCGCAUCUGGUCAAGGACCUGGCAGACCUGGGUCUGUGGGGGCCCGAGAUGAAAAACAUCAUCAUCGAGCACGAGGGAUCUAUACAGAGCAUUCCAAGCAUACCUGACAACAUAAAACAGCUUUACAAAACUGUUUGGGAAAUCAAGCAGAAGGCAGUUAUUGAUCAGGCCGCCGACAGAGGAGCAUAUGUUGACCAGAGCCAGUCUAUGAACAUACACAUAGCCACACCCACGUUUGCACAGCUCACAAGCAUGCACUUCUACGGAUGGAAGAAGGGCUUGAAGACAGGAACUUACUACCUGCGAACAAAGCCUUCCCAGGCUGCGAUUAAGUUCACGGUAGACAAGCAGCAGGCCCAGGAUUACCUCCAGAAGGAGGCAGCGCCAACGCCAACCAGCUGUCCAAUUGACGGAGACUGCCUCAGCUGCGGAAGUUAA
This is a messenger RNA of Nematocida major, 2361 nucleotides long. Its product is annotated as ribonucleoside-diphosphate reductase subunit M1. Gene Ontology annotation, molecular function: ribonucleoside-diphosphate reductase activity, thioredoxin disulfide as acceptor; ATP binding. The record is from RefSeq and is a predicted model, not a curated record. Bases 1 to 2361 code for a protein of 786 amino acids. Lineage: Eukaryota; Fungi; Microsporidia. The transcript has a single exon. Gene Ontology annotation, biological process: DNA replication; deoxyribonucleotide biosynthetic process. Gene Ontology annotation, cellular component: ribonucleoside-diphosphate reductase complex.